Messenger RNA from Linderina pennispora, 1905 nucleotides. RefSeq names its product P-loop containing nucleoside triphosphate hydrolase protein. The record is from RefSeq and is a predicted model, not a curated record. Gene Ontology annotation, molecular function: ATP hydrolysis activity; ATP binding. The coding region runs from base 1 to 1905 and encodes 634 amino acids. The transcript has 4 exons. NCBI's taxonomy places the organism in Eukaryota, Fungi, Kickxellomycota, Kickxellomycetes, Kickxellales, Kickxellaceae.
AUGACAAAGGAGCAACAAAAGGAACAGGCCAGACCGAUUGCAAUGCCCCCGAUCCAGGCGUACUCGCAGCAGUCGCGGUUCCACAACGAGACUGUGGUGACGCUCUCCAAGGACGUUGACCUGCGCGACGUCAACCUGACCAUUGGCGACGUUGAUAUGCUGGUUGACAGCCGCCUGUGGUUCAAGGCUGGCUACCAUUACGGCUUUAUCGGGCGCAACGGAGUCGGAAAGUCGACGCUGCUGAACGCUAUUGGCAACAAGACGCUUAUCGGCUUCCCAGAGAACAUCCGCACUCUCUACGUGCAGCAGCUUGACGUGCUCGAAACCAACAUCACCGUGCUUGAGGCUGUUUUGGCAGCCGACGUCGAGCGCCAGAAGCGUGCCAAUGAUGUGCAAGCCCUUGAGGCAGCCGUUGCCGAUCCUGUGACGUUAAAGACAGCACUGGACAAGUACAUUGCGCGUAUCGCCACCGAGCGCAUCACGCAGGCACAGACCAUUGCAACCAUUCGCAGUGGCAAGCGUGGAAAGGUUGCGCGUGCUGCUGCUCUCAAGGCUGAGCACAACAUGCUGGCUGAGGUCCGCGGUCAGCUCUACACCAAGGGCAAGAAGGACAGUGAUGUAGCUGCCGACGUGCUUACUACCCUGUAUGCCGAGCUCGACGAGAUGGGCGCUAGCACCGCCGAGGCCCGCGCGCGUGCCAUCCUGGCCGAUCUUGAUGUUUCAGAAGAGCAGCAAGAUGGCCCAGUCAGCCUCCUUUCCGGCGGUUGGCGCAUGCGUAUCGCAUUGGCCAAAGCCAUGUUUCUCAAGCCCGAUAUCAUGCUGCUCGAUGAGUGCACCAACCAUUUGGACAUUGGCGCCAUUGCCUGGCUGCAAGACUACCUAAAGUCGCUGACCGACAUCACUAUCGUAUGUGUGUCGCACGACCGCGAGUUCCUCAACGCUGUCUCGCAGGAGAUCAUCCGCUUCAAAGACAAGAAGCUCACUUACCACCCGGGCAACUACGAUGAGUUUGAGAUGGCCGAGGGCGAGCUGCGCAAGAAGAAGGAGCGCCAGAUCGCCGCCUUGGACCGGCGCCGCCAGCAGAUCGAAAAGUCCAUCGAAGGCUUUAUGAAGCAUGCUCGUGCAACCAACGACUCCAAGGUCCUGGGCCAGGUUGCUUCGCGCAAGAAGAAGCUCGAGCGCCUAGGUCCAGACAGGAACGAAGACGGAACCCGCUUCAAAAUCUCGUACUGGGCUGGAUACCACGAUACAAUGCGGAGGACUAUAGAUCUGGAUAAGGCUGAGAAAGAGGUCGACUUUAGCAUCCCACAGCCCGAGACGAUGCGAAGCACUGCGCCCCUGGUCACACUCAACAGCGUAUCAUUUGCCUACAAAGCUGGCAGCAAGGACGUUAUCCGCAACAUUAGCCUCAACAUUCUGAUGGGCGAGCGCGUUGCCGUGCUUGGUCUUAACGGCUGCGGAAAAUCGACUCUGGGCACUGUCGAGCAGCAUGCGCGUCUGCGGAUCGGCCACUACACACAGCACUUCGUCGAGCUGACCAAUGUCCAGGACUCGGGUCUGAAGAUGCUGAUGCGUGACAAUCCCUCAGCGGCGACUGCUAUCCGGCCAAUCUGCACCCUCAGCGGUGGCCAGCGCGCUCGCAUGGCUAUGGCGCUGAUGCUGUAUUCGCGGCCGCACCUGCUGCUGCUUGAUGAGGUCACCAACCAUCUAGACAUGUACGCUGUCGAGGGCCUUAUCAACGCGAUUAACGAGUUCGAGGGUGCUGUUGUUCUGAUUUCCCAUGACCGUCACUUUGUGCGCGAGACUGCUGAUGAUGUGUACUCGCUGGUUGAUGGCAACCUCACAUUGCUUGAGGACGGCGUCGACGAGUACAUCCAGUCAAUUGAAGGUGUUGAUUUUAACUGA